AUGUUCUAUCUCGACCCUCCCAUACGAAUGUCUGCGCGUCUGUUCACAACCAUACCCAAGGAAUUCUCAAAACCCCAAACGAGCGAAUGGGCUUAUCACAAUAUGCGCGAUAGAGCCAUUGGAAGCUUCCUGGAAGGCCCCUGUUUCGAUGACCUCGGUAAUCUCCUUGUGACUGACAUACCCUUUGGCCGAAUCUUCCGCAUCUGCCCUCAAGGCAAUUGGAGUCUUCUUGCGGAGUACAAAGGUUGGCCUAAUGGUCUUAAGCGCACCACCGAUGGUCGAGUCUUGGUGGCAGAUCAUUUACUGGGAUUAGUCGAAAUCAAAGAGUCCGGGGAGGCAGAGGUGGUGUUGAGUGGAUAUCGAGGAGAACGAUUUCGCGGCCUCAAUGAUCUUACCAUUGGGGCCAAUGGAUGGGUGUACUUCACCGAUCAAGGACAAUCCGGGCUACAAGAGCCAAAUGGCUGCAUCUAUCGGUGGCAUACAACUUCUCAGCGACUAGAAAGAGUAGCAUCAGGCAUUCCAAGCCCCAAUGGUCUGGCUCUGAGUACUGACGAGACACGAUUGUUCGUUGCCGUGACAAGAACAAACACAAUCUGGCGCAUUCCUUUUGUUCUCGACGGAGGGGUUAGUAAGGUUGGUGUUUACUUGAAUCUUUCAGGUGGUAACGGCCCCGAUGGACUUGCUAUUGAUAAUAAUGGAGGUCUGGUAGUGGCACAGCCGGGACUAGGAGUACUGCGUUUUGAUUCUCGGGGCAUGUUAACACACGUCAUUGAGCUUCCUGAUGGAGCUUCAUGUUCCAAUAUCGCAUUUGAGGGAAUGGGAAGCAAACGCAUGGUGAUAGUAGACAGUGCUUGGGGCAAUAUCUAUGAGAUUGAUAUGCCUUUUGCAAGCGGCAUCACUCAUGAUGCAAGUUGA
This is a messenger RNA of Aaosphaeria arxii CBS 175.79, 915 nucleotides long. RefSeq names its product putative lactonase drp35. The coding region runs from base 1 to 915 and encodes 304 amino acids. Lineage: Eukaryota; Fungi; Ascomycota; Dothideomycetes; Pleosporales. The record is from RefSeq and is a predicted model, not a curated record. The transcript has a single exon.